AUGCGCUCUACAUUCUCCAGCCUGGCACUCUUCGCCGGGGCCUCUCUAGCAGCUUAUGCCCCAAACACCACGACCUUUGAGAAGGAAACGCGCACUAUCGAUGAGAUCUACCAAGCAGCUCUGGCCGAAGGCGGUGUUGUCACUCUUUGGCAUGGCGGCGAUGAAAAGAAUCAACAGAAUGGCCUGAAGAGCGCCUUUGAAGCACGAUUCCCCAACAUGACGCUCAACGUCACCGUCGAUCUGUCGAAGUACCACGAUACCAAUCUUGACGCCCAACUGGCAGCCGACAAUGUCUAUGUCGACAGCAUCGUCUUGCAGACGCUGCACGACUAUCCACGCUGGAAGAAAGAAGGUGCUCUAUCGAACUACGCACCGUUGAACUUCGACAAGGUCUAUCCCGAGUUCAAGGAUAAAGACGCAGCUUACAGUGGAUUGCUCAUCUUCAAUUGGGGCAUCUCUGCCAACAUGAACAAGACGAGCACCUUGCCAAAUUCAUAUCAAGACUUCACUAAACCCGAGUUCAAAGAUAAGAUCGUCCUGACUUACCCCAACGACGAUGAUGCGAUUAUGUACCAGUUCGAACUUAUCAUACAAGAGCUCGGCCAAGAAUGGUUCGACGCCCUACUAGCCAACAACCCCCACUGGGUGCGUGGCACAGAAACCCCCGACACACUCAUCCGCGCCGCCAACAGCAGCAGUGCGGUGACCUUCACCGGAGGCUACUCGUUUGAAGACCGGCUACCUGUUAGAUACGCGCUUCCUAGCGAUGCCAAAUUUGUCUCUUGGGCUCAGACCGGCGCCAUCUUGAAAGAUGCACCGCACCCCGAAGGCGCAAAGCUGCUGCACAGCUUCAUGCUUAGUGAUGACUACCAACUGGGCGGUGGCUGGAGUGUUCUUGAGGACGUCCCGGCGCCUGAAGGCGCGGAGACAAUCCUUCAGCAGCCUAAUACGGAUGCGCCCGCAUUUGCUUCGUGGAUGGAAGAUCGUGCGAACCUCGAGAGGAUAAGAUACUUUUAUGAGGACAAGAUUGGCACCGCACAGGGUCUUAGUCCGCUCAUUGACGACUUGUGA
This is a messenger RNA of Alternaria atra, 1071 nucleotides long. RefSeq lists its product as uncharacterized. Bases 1 to 1071 code for a protein of 356 amino acids. Lineage: Eukaryota; Fungi; Ascomycota; Dothideomycetes; Pleosporales; Pleosporaceae. The record is from RefSeq and is a predicted model, not a curated record. The transcript is spliced from 3 exons.